Strongylus vulgaris is the source of this 750-nucleotide messenger RNA. The record is from the annotation of a GenBank genome assembly. NCBI's taxonomy places the organism in Eukaryota, Metazoa, Nematoda, Chromadorea, Rhabditida, Strongylidae.
CGACGAAAUCGUCGAGCUGCGACCAUGGCUGACAACGAAGCAAUGAGAACGGUACUGGCUGCUCUAUAUCAUAUGGUGGAGUUAAUACGCAAUCAAGAUAUGACUGAUAAGUUGCUGAGUGAAGAUUCUGGUCUGUCAGCGAGAAGAAGUGCUUUUCUUGCGGAAUUAAACGAACCUCUUGAUCACGUCCAUCAACCUCUAUUGUUGGUGUUGUUUGAAAUGUUGCCACCAUUUUAUACUGGAGCUUCCCCUCACUAUCCCAUCAAAAAGAUUUUACUUCUCAUCUGGAAAAUUUUGCUCGCUACAUUGGGCGGCUGGCGCGCGUUAGAUGCCUCAAAAACAGCCAAGCGGGCUGCUCUGGGAUUACCAAUCAUGGAGAACACUAUCGAGGUUGCAUCUUCCUUGUCUGCUACUGUCAUCAAUGACACUGAAAGUGGUGCAAGGGUAGCAUCUCGCCGAAUUGUGCCUAUCGGUCGUGUUAUGGCUCGACAGCUGGCUUAUACGGGCUCGAGUGAAGAGGCUAAGGACGAGGAGAUUGACAUAGGAGCAAUUGCCGGAGAAGAUUUUGGUGACAAUGACGGAUCAUCAAGGAAAGUGAGUGAGCUACGACAAGUAAGCAGUGGUGAUCGGACACCUAGAGCUGGUUCGCCUAUGCCGCGAGAACCGCCGAAGCGAAGUUUACCUUGGAAGAGUAAAGUGUCCAAACAGGAGAUUGAGGCAUUCCUUCAACAGGAAAGGUUUGUACUUUGA